CCUCAGUAUGAUCCUCGGCGAUUAUUUCGGUGACCUGUAUGCUGCUAAGGGACGGGAGGAUGGAUGCAAGAACAUCAAGCCCUUGAAUGUGCUCAUCAUUACUGAUGGCGCGUCAUCGGAUGAUGUAGAGGGUGUGAUCGUCUAUUUUGCUAGGCUACUUGAGGCCGACAAGUGGCCACUUGGACAGGUCGGGACACAGUUCGUUCAGAUAGGGAAUUCGAGGCAUGCAGCACGGUUCCUUAGACAGCUGGAUGAUUUGAAGCAGGCACAUAUACGGGACAUCGUCGACACAACGCCCUAUAUCGGCCAACUGCAUGCUGACAUGCUGAUCAAGGUCCUCGUCGGUGGUAUAAAUCGCCGCGUGGACACGACGGGUGGUGAUUCGGUUAUGUUUUAAGUUGCGAGACACUGGAUACAACACUUGUAUCAUAUCUGGAGUUAAGAAUUUGUCGUCAGCUCAGUACCCAACGAAUCUUCCUGUGGCAAAUAUACCUAUGCAUGUACGUAGCCUUAGU
This is a messenger RNA of Suillus paluster, 515 nucleotides long. RefSeq lists its product as uncharacterized. The coding region runs from base 8 to 397 and encodes 129 amino acids. The record is from RefSeq and is a predicted model, not a curated record. NCBI's taxonomy places the organism in Eukaryota, Fungi, Basidiomycota, Agaricomycetes, Boletales, Suillaceae. The transcript is spliced from 4 exons.